Biomphalaria glabrata is the source of this 993-nucleotide messenger RNA. RefSeq lists its product as uncharacterized. The record is from RefSeq and is a predicted model, not a curated record. Lineage: Eukaryota; Metazoa; Mollusca; Gastropoda; Planorbidae. Gene Ontology annotation, molecular function: G protein-coupled receptor activity. The coding region runs from base 1 to 993 and encodes 330 amino acids. Gene Ontology annotation, cellular component: membrane. The transcript has a single exon. Gene Ontology annotation, biological process: G protein-coupled receptor signaling pathway.
AUGAAUAUCACUGUAGUUUUGUAUGUCACUACAGAGCCUGUUGUUGUAUACGACGAAUAUUACAUGACUAUCAAUUCAGCUCGUUUCGCAAUCAAUUUUGUCCUGACUCCAAUUUUCUGCAUUUUCGGAGUUGUGGGAAAUGUCCUAAACAUCAUUGUCCUACGGAGUUGUGGUUACAAGGACUCCAACGUCCUGCUCCUGGAGUCCUUGACCCUGGCAGACCUGCUUUUGUCCGUGGUACAUUCCUUUAUACACCUCCAUUACAUUGUCGAGUGCUUCGACUUUGUGGUGGCGUCUCUGGUUGGGACCUUCAGCUUCAUCUACCUCUUCGUGCCCUACCAAGUCCUCCUGUGCGUGGUUGAGUGUCACUUGGCUGGCGUCGCCUUCGAAAGAGUCAUCGCCGUUUACUUCCCUUUCCACGUCGCGAGACUCUUCUUAAAGUCACGUGUCUUAAUUUACAUAUGCAUCAUGUACGUAUUUUCCAUCAUCGUAAACAUCCCGACCUUGCUUGUUUUCGAGCCCCAAUGGGUCAACGUCACCUCGAUUAACCGCCUCGUGGCCGUCGUAGGGCCUACCCAGUAUUUCCUGCUCAACUACGAAGACAUGAACAACUAUUUGAUAAUGGGGCUGAGCGUGAUCAACACCGUGAUACUGCCCUGCGUCACUGUCUUGGGAUGCGUCGCUGUUGGCCUGAAACUUCUGAUGAGAAGAAGACACACCAUUCGCCGGGCCAAAAUUGGAGACACCCACGACUUGAAAGGGAUGCGGCUUCUGGUGGCUGUAUGUCUAGUGUCUGUGUUUUACUGUAUACCUGGCCUCACUUUGAAUUACUUCUUCUACGUCUAUAAAUCUUUUACUGGGCCGUUGCACGAACUUAUGCUGGAUGUCUCCAAUUUUAUUGGUCAGUUUUAUUCAUCUACUAACUUCUUCAUUUACGUCACUAUGAGCCGGAAGUUUUACAGAACUUACCGGAAGUUAAUCUGCAGGUUUUAA